GAGUGACUGUUGUUUUCCACAGUAGAGACUAGCUUGAUAGGAGUGAAACAAGGAGCAAAGGAUGUACCGACCGGACGGAGGAAACAUCUUGUGUAACUUUGGACCCAUGGAUGUACUAUAAGAGCACCCAUGGGAGCACCACGAUGCUUUUAUUGGUUCCGACGUUGAUCUUCUUGAGCGCAGUUAUAGAAGGUCUCCAGGUGAUUGGAGGAAACACAACCGUGGUGCAAGGAGGGACCGCGAUCCUACCAUGCAAACUUAUCGACACGGAGGACCUCAGCCAGAUCUCAUGGCGGAAGAAACCUCACCCUGACAAUUUCUAUACCAUCUUACCAACUGGGCCGAAAUUUGUCAACGGAUAUGAUCCUCGCUUUAAAUUCAUUGGGAAUUUCAGUGACAACAAUGGAUCUAUACAGUUAUCCGAUGUCAAACUGAGGGAUGAAGGCACCUACGAGUGCAUCUUCACUCGGUUUCCCAGCGGAAAUGUCCAGACAGACGUACUUCUAAACUUGCUCGUGCCGCCAGUCACGAGCCUGAAGGAUAACCUUCCUACUUUGGGUGAUGAAGAGGUUUCCCUCGUUACCUGCGUGGCUGCUGGUUCCAAGCCUCGUGCAGAUGUGAAGUGGAUCACUGGUACUCUGGCAGGAAAAAUGAGAGAAACUAACAGCUCCACCCAGCAUGCCAACGGCACAACUACCACAGUCAGCUCGCUGUUUGGAGUACCUACCAGAGAAAUCAACCACCAUGUGGUCCAUUGUGUCGUCACCAGUGCAGCCAUGUCGAAAGAAGAAAGACGUCCCUUCACCAUACAGGUCUACUUCCCACCCGUUGAAGUGAACAUCAUUAAAAGAUCCGAACUCUCAUUUGAAUGUGUGACGGAGGCCAACCCAAAAGCAAAUAUCAACUGGAGCAGAGACGGCCAGUCGUUGCCUAAGCUUGGUGUCAGCGCAGAGGGUGCAACGCUACAGUUUGUGAGCAUGACCUCUGACCUGAAUGGUCUCUACCAGUGUGAAGCAUCUAACAUAUAUGGAAAACAACGCAGUUCCAUCUAUGUGCACAAUGCUCCAGGAGCCUGCAGUGUUUGUUGGACCUUAUUUAGUAUUUUGCUUCUCCUGAUGAUUGCCUUUGUCGUCGCUGCAGUGUUCUACUUUUAUAAACCAGGGAUAUUUCCAUGGAUAAACGACCGACGUGGAGAAAGGUACGGCCCACCUGUAGACGCUCGAGGAGUAGGAGAAGACCUAUAGGAACGACAUGCAGAGGAACCUCUUUGAUAUGCAUGGAAGCAACAAACUGGAAGACAUUUGACUGCAGCUGGUUUACAGUCAUCACUACUAACGUGUGUCAAUCCUGACGCAGCUGGUUAGUGAACAGAAUGCAGCUCUAUAGGAUAGUGUCUGCUGCGACUAGAAUUACCAGUAAUACUAUCAAAUGCUAUACAACAGAGUCAACCAAUCGGGGAAUGAAGAUUGCAAACUUCAUGUAGCGUUAAGCACAAACCGAAGAAUCAGUUAUCUUUGUGCUGGAAAGGGAAGUUCGAUAAACAGACUUUUCAGUGUUAUCUAGGAUGUGGCAUUAACCCGGUUGUGUCGGCUUUAUCAUUAACAGCUCUAACUGACAAAAUACUUCAGUUCUGUCCAUGUGUUUCCACCAACAGCAUUAACUGCUGAUAACAGCAGAGGAUUAUGAAGCGUGUUUGCAUGCACACAAGCAACUAGGUUACUGGCCAAGAAAUGAUUCAUGAGAAACCUAAAUAGAAAACCUGAGAAUAUGGAUUGAAUACCUGAGAACAUUGUGGUGGCAGAGGCUCAACACACUGCAACUAAAGGGAACACGUGCAAAUAGACAAAACGCAGGCAAAUUAAGAAGUAUGCAACAAGUGUUUGCUUGUGUUUUCUUUAAUUGCGGUGCUUCUAAAUUGGGGAUUUUUUAAAAUUGUCUUAAAUUAUGUUUUACUUCUGCAUCAUUUGUGGUGAGUAUCUCAUCUUAAGAGUUGUUUGCAGUGCAUUCAACUCUCUGGGCCACCAUAGAAUAAAACUGUAUAUCUAAAUCUAUAAUGAACGGACAAACAACACACACUUUAUCUUUGUGCAGGUGUGUUGUCUUUGUAUGUCAACUGUUGUUUAUCUGUUUCAUGAAUAGUCUGUAAAUUAGUUAAUUCUGAUUCUCCCUAUUAUUAAAUUAAUUCGGUGAAAUAGAAACCUGGAUGAAAAGUAUAGAAAUGAUCCACCACAUGCUUAACGAUUUACGAAUAUGGUGUCCGUCUAAUUUCAUGUUUCCAUAUUAUGUUUCUUUCCAUAUUUUCAGAUUUUAGUCUAUAUUUCUAAAGUGUCAUUCCAUUUUCUCAGUUUUCCAUUAUAUUUUCUCAUUAAUUAUUUCCUGAACGGCAUAACAUACAUAUUUAUAUAAUGCUGCAGUUAUACUUGUCCACUUCAACGCACUGGACUUUGAUGAUAUUUAUUGUGUCACAGUAUACUGUAAAUAUUCUCGCUACAGCGUUUAAAAUCAGUCUUUACCUGCUGAUAUGUCUGACACAUCUUUCUUAUUAUUAUAAGACUUAUAUCACUACCAUUAUUUAUUCCAGCAAGCUACUUACCAGCGAUGUCAAUGUGCACGAUGCUCUGAAGUUAAAAUUACAUUAAACACACCAAAAAAGUAUUAGUUGGAAUAUUCUUCAAGUACUAUAUCUACUAAGACAUAUAUAGUAUGGCCUAUUUUGAAAUUCCUUUUAGAGCAGUGUACAGUAUGUCCGUAAUCACUUACCACACGUGGUACUUUGCUUUAGUCAGCCUAGCAGGCUUUUAUCUUUCCAUCAUCAGUUUUACCUCCUGUCACCUGCUGUAUUUUGAGUUAUGGGUAAACACACCAGGACAGACUGAACUGAGAGUCAGCAAAUAAGGAUUUUAUGACGUGUUUUAUUAUUAUUAUUAUUAUAUCAGAUGUUCAGUGAAGGUCAAAAUGAAGUUCCACGUUACAAACGCUGCAGAAAAACAUUACUCCUAUAAAAGGGAAAAAGUUGCGCUGCAUCGCUAUCUCCAAAAUGCACUGCACACUUCCUGUUACUCUCUUGUUUCUGUAUGUCAACAACUUUGCUAACUGAUCUGAGGAAGAAACAAACAUCCGGGUAACUCAGUACUGCAAAACCUGUGUGUGUGUUAGAGCUAAGCAAUUUAGCUAAGAGUCUACAGCCAUGCUAGCAGCUCUGUGUGCAUGUAAUUAAUGUACUAAUGUCAGUAUGCUAACGUGAUCACAAUCACAGUGUUAAUAUGCUGUUGUUUAGGACGUAAUGUUUGCCAUAUUCACCAUCUUACUUUAGCUGGUUAACAUGCUAAUAUUUGAUAAUUACCAUUAAACACAAAGUAUAAAAUGUUCGACUGGCUGACAUUGAAAUCCUUAAAGCCAUGGUGCUAGCAUGGCUAAAAAUUAGAGGUUACUUAGGCUGAACAAGUUAUUACGUUUUCAAUCAAUCUAAUUCACUCUGAACCAAAAAUCUCACCCUGCUAAUAGCACUAGAGGAAAUGUUAAGGGGGACGACUAAAAUUAGAAGGAUACAUCCUCUGGGGACCUUGAAUGCCGGUACCAAAUGUUAUUGCAAUCUAUCUAAUGGCUGUCGAGACAUUUCACACAUCUCACAACUAUGUGACUUGGUGACAUCACCACGUUACGGAAUAAAAGCCAGGACUUCAAGCAAGCUGUUUCAGGCAGUUCAGGAACAGUAACUCCCUUUGGUGUGGACCUUGCAGACCUUUUACAUGUACACAAAAAAAUAUACACACUAAAGGAAAGGGAAAAAGCAUAAAGGUCCCCUUUAAUCAAUGACAACAUGGCAAGACGGUAAACAACCGCCUCAAAGCAACACACUAACCUCGCUC
Molecule: messenger RNA, 3869 nt
Organism: Sebastes umbrosus (honeycomb rockfish)
Lineage: Eukaryota; Metazoa; Chordata; Actinopteri; Perciformes; Sebastidae
Product: nectin-3-like protein
Exons: 8
Coding region: 111-1244 (377 amino acids)
Biological process (GO): homophilic cell-cell adhesion; heterophilic cell-cell adhesion
Cellular component (GO): adherens junction
Source: RefSeq, a predicted model, not a curated record